Ostreobium quekettii is the source of this 861-nucleotide messenger RNA. NCBI's taxonomy places the organism in Eukaryota, Viridiplantae, Chlorophyta, Ulvophyceae, Bryopsidales, Ostreobiaceae. The record is from the annotation of a GenBank genome assembly.
AUGGCUUCGGUGGGCCCUGCUGCGGCGCCAAGGGACCUGGGGGCGUCGCUGGGCAGGCUGCAGGCCAAGUUGGAGGGCGCGGCCGUGCGCAAAACGAAGGACUGGUUCGAGGGCUACUUGAGGCACGUCAUCACGUACAGGGGCGUGAAGACGGCCGUCAUUCGACGGCUCUUGGGGGAGUGGUGUACGGAGGAGGGCCUGGGGCUGGAGGAGCAGAAACGGCUUGCAUACAUGCUCAUGAAGUCUGAAUACGCCGAGGACAAGUUUGCUUCUGCGAUCAUGCUCCAAAGCAAGCUCAUUCCUGGAGGCGUGAUUGCCUGGCAAGACGACCUGCCCAUUUUUGCUGGCUUUUUCGAUGAUGGACACAUCUGGGAUUGGAGCACGUGCGAUUGGUUUUGUAUCCGUGUUCUUGGAAUGCUUGUUGAAAGGCAGCAAGGUCCCAUAGAAAGGGAAAGGUGUGCUAGGAGCAUCGGUGACUGGCGCGAUGCCGAGAAUCUCUGGAGGAGAAGGGCGGCUUGUGUCUCCUUUGUUUACCUUGCGAAACGCGGCAAUGAGUUCUUCCCUGGCUUCCAAGAUAUGCUGCUGGCCAUCUGCAGCUCAACGAUACGCAGUCCCGAGCGAUUUCAUCAGACGGGGACGGGAUGGCUGCUGCGCGAAAUAGGGACAGCGGACAAGCACUGCUUGCUGACCUUUUGUGAACUGCACAUCGAGUUCUUCAGUUCGGAGGGACUGCGGUAUGCAUUGGAGAAGGUUCCCAAGGCAGAGCGGAACAGAUUUUUGAACAAAUUCAAGGCUAGUGGGGCCGCUCAGGGACUCGAUGCAAGAAAACAGGGCGCCAAACGAAAACAGGAAGAACGGUAG